Messenger RNA from Podospora anserina S mat+, 510 nucleotides. RefSeq lists its product as uncharacterized. The record is from RefSeq and is a predicted model, not a curated record. Gene Ontology annotation, molecular function: isomerase activity. Gene Ontology annotation, cellular component: intracellular anatomical structure. The transcript has 2 exons. Bases 1 to 510 code for a protein of 169 amino acids. NCBI's taxonomy places the organism in Eukaryota, Fungi, Ascomycota, Sordariomycetes, Sordariales, Podosporaceae. Gene Ontology annotation, biological process: carbohydrate metabolic process.
AUGAGCUCACCACAGUGGAAGAUUGCCGUUGGCUGCGAUGACGCCGGCGUGAGCUACAAGAACAAAAUCAAAGAAGACUUCGCGGCCGAUCCCCGGGUCAUCUCAGUCGUCGACGUCGGUGCCACGGGCAAGGAGGACAAGACGGCAUACCCACACAUCGCCGCGGCGGCGGCCAAACUCGUGGCCUCGGGAGAGGUCGACCGAGCUCUGUUGAUCUGCGGCACUGGCCUCGGCGUUGCCAUUGCCGCCAAUAAGAUCAAGGGGAUCAGGGCAGUCACCGCACACGACAGCUUCUCGGUCGAGAGAGCGGUCCUCAGCAACAAUGCCCAGGUGUUGUGCAUGGGGGAGCGGGUGGUGGGACUGGAGCUUGCGAGGAGGCUCGCAAAGGAGUGGUUGGGAUAUGUCUUUGACGAGAAGAGCGCCAGUGCUGCCAAGGUGGCUGCCAUUCAUGAAUACGAAGAAGGGGAACAUGGUCUUUCUGGGGCGGCGGAGGAAGUGAAGGGUUGCUGA